CGAUAAGCCACGAUGACAGCAGACGACAGUUUACUAUUACUUAACACACAUCGUAUCGCUGCUAAGACUCAUUACAAAAUUUUUUUAUUAAUUACAUAUUAUUCCGUUACCACAUUAACGCGACGAAUGAAACGAUCGUAAUUAUAUACAGUCGAAAAAUAUUUUCGAUGCUUGAAACGACGAAUUCUUCGUGAAAGUGUUGAGUAUUCGCGAAAACAUCAUACAACAUGGAAGUAUUGGAUCCUAGUGUCUCAAGAGACGACCAGCCUUUGUGCAUCAAUGAUUUUUUGGAAAAAGUUACUGUACCAGACAUACCCCCUGAUACAAAAUCAUGCAUAAAAGCAAGGCAUACAUUAGGCUUUUUAGGAUUUCUAGGAUUUGCACUAGUGUAUGCCAUGAGAGUAAAUUUAUCUGUGGCUAUUGUUUCAAUGGUUAAUCAAACAGCAGUACCACAUAAUGAUGAUAAUAAUACCACAGAUGUUUGUCCUAAGGAAAAACCAAUUAAUGGAACAUUCAUACCAAGUGCAGGAGAAUUUGAUUGGGAUGAGAAGACACAAGGUGUUAUAUUGGGAGCUUUUUUCAUCGGUUAUGUUGCUACAAAUGUCCCAGGUGGAAGAAUGGCAGAGAAAUUUGGUGGAAAGCUAAUAUAUGGAUUGGGAGUAUUUUUAACUGCUGUACUGACUGUAAUUACUCCUUUUGCAGCAUAUAUAGGAUUGAUACCAUUCUUAGCUGUACGAGUAGCAGAAGGAUUUACAGAAGGUGUUACAUUCCCUGCAAUGCAUAGCAUGUUAGCGCAUUGGGUACCCCCUUUAGAAAGAAGCAAAUUUGCUGCUAUAGUAUAUGCAGGUGCAAAUUUUGGAACUGUAAUAUCAUUACCAGUCAGUGGGUGGCUCUGUUCAUUAGAACUUUGGGGUGGAUGGCCCCUUGCAUUUUAUUUAUUUGGAGGGCUUGGUAUCGUGUGGUAUGCAUUUUGGACAAUUUUUGUAUUUGAUACACCUGCACAACAUAAAAAGAUUGAUCCUCUUGAAAGAGCAUACAUUGAAGCUAGUGUGGAAAAGAAGGAUGAGGAUAAUGAUUCAGGAGUUCCUUGGUUAUCAGUAUUUACAUCAUUACCCAUGUGGGCUAUAGCUAUCACUCAGUGUGGACAGUCAUGGUCAUUUUAUACGCUUUUAACAGAAUUACCAACGUAUAUGGAUAAAAUUUUGCAUUUUGAUGUACAACAGGACGCAUUCCUUUCAGCACUGCCUUAUUUAAGUUCUUGGUUAGUCGGACUCGGUAUUUCAAGUUUCGCAGACGCCCUCCUUGCCCGUCAGCUUAUAUCUCCUUUAGCAUCAUUCAAGUUAUGGAAUACAGUGGCUUCAUUAGGACCCAGUCUCAGUUUCAUUGGCGCUAUCUGGGCUGGAUGUGAUCGUAUGAUGGUUAUGAUGAUGCUCGCUGGAUUAGGAUCUCUACAAGGUGCAAUUUAUGCAGGGAAUCAAAUGAAUCAUAUUGCUCUAGCACCACGAUAUGCGGGAACUCUUUAUGGACUUACAAAUGCUGCAGCUAAUGGUUGCGGAUUUUUAGCUCCAUAUUUUAUUGGAAAUAUAGUCCAAGGACAUGAAACACUGGCUCGUUGGCAUACAGUAUUCUGGUUAGCAGCAGGAAUAAAUAUGGUGACCAAUUGUUUUUACUUAAUUUUUGCAUCUGCCUCAGAACAACCAUGGAGUAAAGGUAGCAGUUGAUGACAAAAUUUAGUUAGACACGAAGUAUUUCAUAUGGAGAAUAAUUUACCGUUAGAUCGAAUUGCGCUCAGUUCGUUUUAAUUAUUAUAUUAUCCAUUUCCAUCAUUUAAGCACAAAAUUGCAAUAUUUCUUUCUGCAAUAUUAAGUUUGAUAUAUUUCGCAUUGAAUGAAAUAUUUAAAACAUGAAUAAUUUAUUACAUUGCUUGGUAAAAUGAUACAGAAACUAAAAGUAAAGUUUGUUUGCAUCAGUAUUAUUAUGUUAAUGAAGUUUAGGUACUAAAUCUAUAAUUUACGUAUCAUUCCAAUGAAGCUAUUCACAUGACAAUAUGAGUUUUUAAAAUUUUGUUUGACUUUUUAAUUUAAUUGAAAUGAACAUGAUUUAAAAAAAUAUUGACUUUACUUUAUUUAAUCUUACUACGAAGAAGAGUAAAUUAUUACAGAUAUCUUUUCUCUUUAUAAAAUAAGAAGUAUCAAAAAAUGUCUAGAGUCUAUAUUCUUGUUUAUAUGUAAGAGUUUUAUAUGUACAUAAAAAUAAUGUAAAAAUGAUUGGUAUAGUGCAGGAUGCAACAAUUUUUAAAUGAACAAUUGAAUUUUUCUUUUGCAACUAAAUAUGUAUGUUUCAUACCGAUUGUAGUUAAUUUUUAUACCUUCUGUGGCAAUAGCCAAUAAGAUAAUAUAUAAAUUUAUAAAUUUGUUUAUAAAAAAUAUAAAAAUUUCAACAAAAAUAAUAUAUGAUAUAGCUAUAGUAAGAUUUUACUAACAAUAAGUUGGAAAGCAAAAUAUUUUAUAAAGCUAACUCCUACAAUCAGACUUUAAUAAAAUCAUUAUCUUUUCCAAAAAAUGAUAAUCUGGUACAUUAGUUGUUACAUUAUUUUGUAUAAAAAGAAAAGAAAUAAAAUUUCAAAGAAAUAGUAAAUAUUUAUUAAUAGUAAAAUAUUUACUUACAUAUAUUGUUAAUAAAGAAUUGGUUUUGCAAAAAAUUUUAACAUUAUUUAAAACAAAAUAAUGUGCUACUAUUUGUUAUUUUUUUUAGAUAUAAAUACUGUUACUUACAACUCAUUUUAUUUUAUUCUUUUGAAAGUUUGCUAACUUUUUAUAGAAUAAUUUUCAAGUAAAGUUAAUUUGAUAAAAACAAUUAUAUAAUAAUUCAAAAAUUUAUAUUUGAAUUAUAGAUUAAUUUACAAAAAUUAUUUAAUAUAAUAGGGCUUUACAAAAAAAUAGUAUUUCGUUAAAAAAUUAACAUUAUAUAUGUAUAUAUUAUAUAACUUAUAGACAAUGUGUAAAAUACAGGCAUUUUAUAUAAUUCUUAAGAAAUCUAUAGAAUGUCAUAGAUGGUAUUCUCAAAAUAUUAUCGGUACUACUAUAGCAAAUUUUGUCUAUCUGGGCGACCGUAGCAUUUAACUCAAAUUUAUAUAUACUAUGAACAAAAGAUAACGUAGGUUUCUGUUAGAUGGUAUUUUACCCGGCCACCUUACGGAGAGUGGCAAUCAAUGCUUAAGGAAAAUAUAAAAUAUAUUAAUAUAACACAGACAUUUCAUGCUCAGUCUAAAAACGACACGCAUUCUAUAGAUUUUGUAGGCAUUAUAUGAAAUGCCAGUAAUUUAUAUUGCCGGUAACAUAUAAACAUGUAUAUGCGGCAUAUAAUGAACGAAGAAAAAAAAUUCAACAAUAACUAAUUUAUUUAAACAUCGACUUCUGUUUAUUUUCUUACGCUAUUUUUUAUCGAAAGAUAAAAACAUAAAUUUCAUGCACAAAUAACUUAAAAUAAAAUUGUUCCCGUUAAAAGUUCAUUAAAAGUGUUAAUAUUGUAUUUCUUGGGUUAUUCAUAAAAAUGUAUAAAAUUAUAUUUAAAUAAUGAUAAUAAAGAACAAAAUUAUAUUUAUAAAAUAAAUUAUUCAAUUAGUA
Molecule: messenger RNA, 3626 nt
Organism: Bombus pascuorum
Lineage: Eukaryota; Metazoa; Arthropoda; Insecta; Hymenoptera; Apidae
Gene: MFS10
Product: sialin
Exons: 7
Coding region: 228-1721 (497 amino acids)
Biological process (GO): transmembrane transport; monoatomic anion transport
Molecular function (GO): transmembrane transporter activity
Source: RefSeq, a predicted model, not a curated record